This is a messenger RNA of Procambarus clarkii (red swamp crayfish), 2866 nucleotides long. RefSeq lists its product as uncharacterized. Gene Ontology annotation, biological process: apoptotic DNA fragmentation. NCBI's taxonomy places the organism in Eukaryota, Metazoa, Arthropoda, Malacostraca, Decapoda, Cambaridae. Gene Ontology annotation, molecular function: single-stranded DNA endonuclease activity; RNA endonuclease activity; metal ion binding. Gene Ontology annotation, cellular component: mitochondrial inner membrane; nucleus. The record is from RefSeq and is a predicted model, not a curated record.
CUGUUCACCGUCACGCAGUGGGAGUUGGUGCAGCCUCCCGUGUUACAGCGUCACUCCUGCGUCACGGGCCUUGUUACAGCGUCACUCCGGCGUCACGGGCCUUGUUACAGCGUCACUCCUGCGUCACGGGCCGUGUUACAGCGUCACUCCUGCGUCACGGGCCUUGUUACAGCGUCACUCCGGCGUCACGGGCCUUGUUACAGCGUCACGGGCCUUGUUGUAGCGUCCCCCCCCUGCGUCACGGGCCUUGUUACAGCGUCACUCCGGCGUCACGGGCCUUGUUACAGCGUCCUUCCGGCAUCACGGGCCUUGUUACGGCGUCACGGGCCUUGUUACAGCGGCCCUACUGCGUCACGGGCCUUGUUACAGCGGCCCUAUUGCGUCACGGGCCUUGUUAGGGCGUCACGGGCCUUGUUACAGCGGCCCUACUGCGUCACGGGCCUUGUUACAGCGUCACUCCGGCGUCACGGGCCUUGUUACAGCGUCACGGGCCUUGGCGGGAUUUAAAGAGCCUCACUGCCUGGUAACCACUUCUAGGCCGGCACUUAAAGACGUUACUCCCGUUACAUCCUGGUAACACAACCCGAAACUGUCUCUAUUUUCCGCUUGUUACAACUUGUAAAAAAGUUGUUACAUCUUGGCUUAACGUGUUUAUGACGUAUUAGAACGUUGUUACAACUUGCUGUAACUGGUUAGGAAGUGUUAAAAACUUGUUCGAACGUUGUACCAACGUCGUAGUUUCGGUGUGUGUUUGGCGGGUUACAUACCGACGCCAAAUUAUCAUUUCGCGUAAUCAUUCCUACUUUGCGACGCUUUUCCCGUCAACUCUUUAUCGCGUCGCUGACUCAUUAUUUUUUUGCGACAACGCCACAUCGCGAAAAUAUAUUUGUCAGUUGGAGAUAAAUCUCCCAGUAUCACUUGAGCGCGAGACGUCUCUCGGGGUUACCACACCGUUGCUUGAGCAUCUCAGGUCGUCAUUAUAUCCUCACUACCUUCAACAUUUUCCCCACUACAGCGGCCCUGAAGAUGCUGGGCUCCGUGGGGGUGGUGUGGGCCUCUCUAUGGACCUUGUGCGCCGCUCAGGCUUAUAUCAGUGACUGUAAGUUUAAGUACGAUGACGUCCCCCCUGAACACAUCCGACCGUUCCUAUCGAGGAAAGACAUGGACCACUUCGUGUACCCUGUGAUGGAAGAGGAGUUGAGGGUGCCGGUGCUGAAGAGCCGUGUGGUGCAUCUCCCACACGGCUCUUCAGUCAUGGUCUCCUGUCCCGGCCAAGACAAUCACCUCCUGGUCUUCGGAAGGGUCAGGCCCACCAGGCCCGACAGGAUGCACUACAGUCGCAUCACAUGCACUGAUGCUGGCCUCAUGCAUGUUGAUACACCGAUCAAGUGGAGUGAUCUCAGCUGUCUCAAGAAGCCGCAGUCCUCCAUUAGAAUGGGCAAGACGUGUGGGCAGAGAGGCACCGAGUGGAUCAUCGGAUGGGAUAUCAAGAGACGCUUCUUCAAGCAGAUAACUCUCUGCUAUAACGUCCAGCAGGAGACGCCGCUCUUCACCUCCCAUCGCAUCUAUGGCAGGAACAUUGAUGCUAAGGUGGUGAAGCCUUCACGACCUGGCUUCAGGGAUGAUGGGUUCUUCUCGUCUAACGUAAGGAAUGCGUACACAGUGACCACACAGAUAUCCCUACUGCAGCGCCUCCUGAACACGGUGAGGCACUUGACUGGUGAAAAUCAGCAUUUCCUGGCCAAGGGACACCUGGCGCCAGAUGGAGACUUCAUCCUGGAGCCAGAGCAGGAUGCCACCUACCAAUACGCUAACGCGGUUCCACAGUGGCAGGCCAUCAACAACGGUAACUGGAAGAGGUUGGAGUUUGCUGUGCGGAGGCUGGCCAGGAUGCGUGGUGCCACGUUUGAGGUGUGGACUGGCACUCAUGGUGUGCUGAGGCUGCCCAACAACCACGGCCACCCUGUCUUCAUCUUCCUUGGCAAUAACCGGAUGCCUGUUCCUGCUCUCAUGUGGAAGGUGAUCCAUGACCCCAGUAUGCACACUGCUGUGGCCAUAGUUAUGGUCAAUGAUGUUGGAAGAUACGGAACUUUCGAAUCCGGGAGUCUACAUGAUCCUCCUUGCCUUGACCAGUGCUAUCGGCUUCCCUGGGUUAACUGGGAAGUCUCUGACCCAACACGUGGGAGGACCUUUUGCUGUUCUGUUCAUGAACUCCAGUCAGCUAUCACUGAUUUUCCUUCACUCGGCCCUGUUGGUCUUCUCUACUAACAUUUACUCAAACAAGGAUAUGCUGAUGUGUUUAUCAUGAUUAAAAGUUGGAUUUGCAGACAAUGAGCUGUGGCUGAAUAUAUGAUGACUGAACAACGUGUCGGAAAAUGAAAAAAUGACGACGUUACAGUCCAUUCUGGACCCUUGUCAAGUCAUGUGAUAGAAAGGAGGAAGAGACAGGCAAAUAAAUAAGGUAAGAGUGAGGAGCAGGUGAGAGAAAAAGGGACAAGAAUAAGAGAAAGGGGUAAAGUUUCGUGUGAGCUAUAGUAGACCCCAUACCCAUCCUGUGGGCAGUAGUGGGCCCCAUAAACAUCCUAUAUUUUUUGUUCAAUAAUACAGUACAUAGUUGCCAUAUGAUUAUCCAUUUGGGUCAUUAUUCCAUUAAAAGGUUAAGUACAUCAUUCUCGUACUUGUAUCUGAUGUUUGUAUCAGUUAUCUAGUUUAGGUCCAGGACAGAGCAAAACGCUUUAGUUUCUUCAUUUUCCAAUGUGUUGUUUGGUCAUCAAACACUGAAUUUCCUGUAAUAAAUUUUUAAACUCUAUUUUCAAUACUGUGCAAUUUCUUGGCUAAAUUAAAGUAGUACUUCAUGAAUAAUUAA